GUUUAAUAAAUGAGUUAUUUUUUCGGGAGUUGGUAAAACUUUUUGUCUGUCACUGUCAAAGUGUCAAUGUCAAACACUUCUAUCAGCUGUCAAGUCAACUAAGAUCAGGCAGGAAGUGCCAUCGAAUAGCAAUACAUGAGCAAUUUAUUUUGAUUUUGUAUUUAAAUGAAGAAAAAGUCGACAUGGAAAACAACUGAGCUUAACAUUUUAUGAGAAGAUAAAUAUCAGCGAUACGUUUCCCAUAUUUGGAACAACAGUCAACUAAAGUAGCGAUUACCAGUGGCCGCCCCUCUAAUUGCGUUUUAUAUAAAUAUUUACUGUGUACCCAGUAAUUAGCUAUAUUGAAUGUAAAAACAGAAUAGUUAAAAUAUUUUGUUGUGGAUGGUGUUAUAAUAACUGGAUAACUUCAAUGGGAGACAUUCACUUAACGACGAAGCCCGAAGACAUGGCAGAAACAUUGGACCCACUCUCCCCGAGUGUGAACUCAACUCGACCACCAGGACUGAUGCAUAAACUGAGGAUGAGAUUUGGUCGGGGGAGCCCUGUCAACCGGUCUGCUGGCGAAGGUUAUGUGGAGUUCGGAGAGUUCCGAGCAGAGAGGCCUGGCGUCAAGAAGGUUGGCACCUUCGCUGGGGUGUUCUGUCCCGUAGUGCUGUCCAUGUUUAGCGCCUUGAUAUUUAUUCGUAUGGGUUAUUUGGUAGGUAACGCGGGAUUGAUUGUGACGCUCGGGCAGUUCGGCCUGGCGUAUUUGAUCGUCGUGUUCACGGUGACUUCCAUCUGCGCCAUCUCUACCAAUGGGGCGGUGGAGGGGGGUGGGGUGUAUUUUAUGAUAAGUAGAACCCUGGGACCAGAGUUCGGUGGUGCCAUUGGAACGCUAUUUUUCUUUGCAAACGUAGCGUCUAGUGCUCUCUGCAUUUCGGCCUGCACUGAAGCAAUGGUAGAGAACUUUGGACCUAAUGGAUACCUGGUGGGCGGGGCGACAGGGUUGCCCGACAGCUGGUGGUGGCGGUUCUCCUACCGUUCCAUGCUGAAUGCGGCGGGUCUGGCCGUCUCUUUGGCCGGGGCGGCGUUAUUCGCCCGCACCAGCCUCGCUAUAUGGCUGACGAUGCUCGUGUGCUUGGCCAGCGCCUUCGUCAGUUUCUUGGUGACGCCGCCGUCUGAGAUCGACAAGCCAGACACCAAUCUCCUUGUAAACACAACCAAGUUUAAUUACACCGGUCUCAGCAGUGUGACGUUUGCUGAGAAUCUGUAUCCGGAUUACGGACGGGACUAUACCACGAGUGACGGGACUAUGGUGGACUUCGCGUCGGUGUUCGGGGUUCUGUUCACGGGCGUGACGGGUGUGAUGGCCGGAGCUAAUAUGAGCGGUGAACUGAAAAAUCCAGCAAAAAGUAUACCCAUGGGCACACUAACAGCUCUGCUAUUCACUGCGAUAUCUUACGUGGCGCUAAGUUUUCUAACUGCGGCGACUUGCACAAGAGAUUUGUUGAGAAACAACUACGUUUAUUUGCUACCUAUAAACGUUUGGCCGCCUUUCAUAGCUGUGGGUAUGCUAAUGGCAACUUUCUCUGCUGGAUUGUCAAACCUCAUAGGGGCGUCGAGAGUUUUAGAAGCGCUGGCGAAAGACAAUAUAUUCGGUUUCCUCCUAAAGCCAAUGGUGUCCCAUUCCGGUAAUCCAGUGCUGGCCGUCCUCACCUCUUGGCUGUUGGUGCAGAUCGGAAUUAUGGCCGGGUCUCUGAAUGCCAUCGCUCAGGUGAAUUCAGUGCUGUUCAUGACGAGUUACUUCGCCAUCAACUUGGCUUGUUUGGGUCUUGAUCUGGCGUCAGCACCUAACUUCAGGCCUACGUUCAAGCAUUUCUCGUGGCUGAGCUCCCUGCUAGGGCUGCUAGGUUGCGCCGCGCUAAUGUUUGCUCUCCGGCCUCUAUACGCGUUGGGGGCAGCCCUAGCGUGCUGCAGUUUGGUGGUAGCCCUGCAUUUGUUGUCUCCAGCCGCUGCAGAACCGAAAUGGGGGAGUUUAAGUCAAGCUCUUAUAUUCCAUCAGGUCCGCAAGUAUCUGCUACUGCUGGACCCUCGUCGCGAACACGUGAAGUUCUGGAGACCGCAGAUGUUGUUGCUGAUUGCAUCGCCUAGGCAGGCCGCGCCGCUUAUAGACUUCGUUAACGAUCAGAAAAAGGGCGGGUUAUUCGUGUUGGGCCACGUAAGAGAAGGCCAACUGGACGGAAGUGGAGACCCUUUAGCCGAAGAGCACAAGUACUGGCUUAAGCUCAUUGAUCAUCUCAAGGUGAAAGCGUUCGUAGAGCUAUGCCUAGCGGAGUCCGUCAGAAGUGGUGCCGCCCAUUUGACCAGAUUGUCUGGUUUGGGCGCCAUGAAGCCGGACACCGUACUGCUGGGCUUCAGGGACGGAGAGCAGCCAAAUGAUUUCUUCAGAGAUCCCAUCUCCCCGUACAAGACCGAGGCUUUCGAUUUAGACAGCGGCGAGGUGGUAUUCCCCGUCCGAAGGGCUACGGACGCGAGAAUCUCGCCCGCCGCCUACGUCCGAAUCAUUUCCGAUGUGCUCUGCGUUAACAAGAAUAUAUGCCUGUGUCGAGGAUUCCAUAGACUGGACAUGGCUGCUGUUGAACGCAAAUCGCCUAACCUCAAGUACAUAGACGUGUGGUUAGUGGAGGCGCUAGCGCCAUCUAGCGAGGAAGCAUUCACCGUACGAGCUUUAUUCACGCUGCAAUUGGCGGCCGUAGUUCGUUCAGCGAGAGGCUGGCAACAUUUACGCCUACGGGCACAUUUAGCACCGCCCACUAUUAAUGAUGUGAGUCAGUCUCUAACGUCAGAGACUUCGUCAGUGCCUCGCGUGCAAGGAGCCACGGCACAACAGAGGCUGGAUGAAAUGCUCAAACUGCUUAGAAUAGACGCCACCACUUAUACGGUGACAGAAUGGCCGGCCCUACAGGAGUCCAAAUGGACAACCGACAGUGAUUCCGACGAAAGCAACGUGUACCAACGAGUGCCGUUGAGCUAUUUACAAACCGUGAAUAAUAUAAUAAAGCAUCGUUGCGCCGACGGCACCGCAGUGACGUUCGUGCAAUUACCUCCACCACCACCCGCGGCAGCUUCAGACGCCGUCUGCGAACAAUAUUUAAAGAUUUUAGACGAAUUCACGAAAGAUCUCUCUCCAACCAUACUAGUAAGGGGGCUCAAGUCGGUCACAUCUACUGCACUUUGAUGUAAAUUACUCAGUAGGAACUAUUUUAUAUGUAAUGACUAUUUAAUUUACGACCCUAAUCUUAUAACAAUAAGGUUUAAAGUAAGUAAAUUAUUGCACUUUGGAUUCUUAUGACAAAUAAAGCUUAUUAAUUUAUGGGUAAUGCUUAAAUUACAAUUUUAUAGCUUGAUAUUUAUAUUUAAAUCAUCAUCGUGCUGCCUCUAUUACUCGUCUCUGAGAGUAAAAGGGUAAAUAUUUCAAUAAUACUCUCCGUUACUUUUGUUAUGGAUUUUUUUAUUAAUAUUUGGGAUAAUGAUACAAAAAGAAGUAUUUUUAAUCAUAUGAUUCAACUGAGAAAUUAUCAAUCCUAUAAAGAAGUUAAGAAUAUAUAAUUAUACAUACUUAGGUGAUUUUAUUAAUGACCAAUUUUAUAACUGAUAUUGUUUUAACACUUUGACGCUUGUAUUUUAUUAUUUUAAUUUUACUCAGUAUUAUUAUAAAAUUUAACAUAGAUUCUUAGCGACAAUAGUUUGGCACAGCAAACUUGUUGAAACAACAACUUGUUGACCCUUUGAUGAGCACAUUCAGUGCAAAAUUAUGUUUUUUUAUCAUAAUUUGAAGACUAUCUACAUUGGGAUUAAUACGCCAUCACCCAUACUUACAGAUGUCAAUUUAAUUUAAUGCUUCAUUAAUACAGUGUUCUAUAAUUAUAUUCAUUCUUCUGUUAUUGUUUUCGCAACAUUCAAAAUAAUAAAAUACUUUACUUGUCAUGUAGUAUGGGUUUAUAUAAAUUGUAUAUAACUGAAUAUACCUUUAUAACUGUCGCAUCACCAAUUUUAAUCAAGCUUAAAAGUUAGUUGACAUCUCAGAAUGGGGCCCAAUUAAUAUAAGUUAACUUUAUGCCUUAUUUACAUAACAGUAAGGUGAUAAUGCAGAUUCAAGUAUACUUGUCUAUCAAAGACGUGCAAAAUCAGUUAGUAUCAUUUUUAUUUUUUUACGAAUAAAAAAGUGACUUAGAAAUAUGACGUUGUCCUAUGAAGUUUUUGUAGUAAUAAUUGUGAUAAUAUAACGACAGGUUCUUCUACCUACAUUGACGUAUAAAAAUAAGUAAAUUCCUAAUCGCCUGAAAAAAGUGCAUUAAUAACGUCCGAGCGGCGUGACGCUGUGUGUUAUACAUCAACUUAUAAAGAUUAUAAUGCCCUUGAUUGUAUUUUCUAAACUGAAAAUUAAA
This is a messenger RNA of Chilo suppressalis (striped riceborer), 4427 nucleotides long. NCBI's taxonomy places the organism in Eukaryota, Metazoa, Arthropoda, Insecta, Lepidoptera, Crambidae. The record is from the annotation of a GenBank genome assembly.